AUGGAGAGGCUUCACCAUCACCUGAUUCACAGACUAACACAGCAGACUCACAGACUAACACAGCAGACUCACAGACUAACACAGCAGACUCACAGACUAACACAGCUGACUUACAGACUAACACAGCUGACUCACAGACUAACACAGCAGACUCACAGACUAACACAGCAGACUCACAGACUAACACAGCUGACUCACAGACUAACACAGCAGACUCACAGACUAACACAGCAGACUCACAGACUAACACAGCAGACUGACAGACUAACACAGCUGACUCACAGACUAACACAGUUGACUCACAGACUAACACAGCAGACUCACAGACUAACACAGCAGACUCACAGACUAACACAGCAGACUCACAGACUAACACAGCAGACUCACAGACUAACACAGCAGACUCACAGACUAACACAGCAGACUCACAGACUAACACAGCAGACUGACAGACUAACACAGCAGACUCACAGACUAACACAGUUGACUCACAGACUAACACAGCUGACUCACAGACUAACACAGCAGACUCACAGACUAACACAGCAGACUCACAGACUAACUCAGCAGACUCACACAGCAGACUCACAGACUAACACAGCAGACUCACAGACUAACACAGCUGACUCACAGACUAACUCAGCAGACUCACACAGCAGACUCACAGACUAA
Molecule: messenger RNA, 672 nt
Organism: Procambarus clarkii (red swamp crayfish)
Lineage: Eukaryota; Metazoa; Arthropoda; Malacostraca; Decapoda; Cambaridae
Source: RefSeq, a predicted model, not a curated record